CUUCACUCUCUCACUCCUCUGUCUACAAUAUCUGUAGCCGCUAGGGUUUCAUAACUCCUUAUAAUAAAGAGAAGGCACUGUGCAGUGAGCUCCACGCGAGCACAAAUUCAAUUCAGAUCAAGGGCCCCUCUCUCUCUCUCUCGCUUCGUCGAGCGGGUUUCUCGAUUUCGGAUACACUUUAUUCGCUGAACAACUUCACGGUAUCUCAAAACCUAAUCCUAACCUAAGCGAAUGGAUCGGUACCAGAGGGUGGAGAAGCCGAGGCCGGAGACGCCGAUUAACGAGAAUGAGAUUCGCAUCACCACUCAGGGUAGGAUGAGGAACUACAUUACCUAUGCCACCACUCUGCUCCAGGAGAAAGGAUCCAAUGAAAUUGCUCUUAAAGCCAUGGGCAGAGCUAUAAACAAGACUGUGAUGAUUGCUGAAUUGAUUAAGAGAAGGAUUGUUGGCCUUCAUCAGAACACAUCAAUUGGUUCUACGGAUAUAACUGACACGUGGGAGCCACUAGAAGAGGGACUUCUUCCCCUGGAAACUACCCGCCAUGUAUCAGUUAUAACGAUUACUUUGUCCAAGAAGGAACUAGAUACAUCCUCCACGGGGUACCAACAGCCUAUUCCGGCUGAUCAAGUGAAGCCCUGGACUGAAUAUGAUUAUGAAGGAGAGGGCUCUCCUAGCAUGCGUGGUAGAGGACGUGGUGGUCGAGGAAGGGGCAGAGGAAGAGGGAGUUACAACAAUGGAGUUGUGGAGUACAAUGGAGAUGAUGGCUUGGAUGGUGGGAGAGGUUAUGGAGGCAGAGGUCGGGGUCAUGGAAGAAGCCGUGGCUACCGUGGGCGUGGAAGGGGGUAUGGUGGUGGGAGUAUGCAGCAGGAAUUCGGUGGUUAUAAUAAUAACUUUGGGAAUAACUAUGGGGGAGGGAUGACUCCUGCACAAGGCCGUGGACGCGGGCGUGGACGUGGCAGGGGCAGGGGCAGGGGCCGUGGUCGUGGUCGGGGUUUCAGAUCAGAUGGUCCAGUCCAGGCACAGCUGUCUGAGCCCUAGACACGGUAUAAAAUCCGGUUUAGGUUGCUGAAAGUUCUGGAUGCCUGCUCUACCGAUUUCAUAUCCAUGGGGUAAAAAGAAAAAGGAAAAAAAAAAGGGAUUUAACUAAUUAAUAUCUAGGCAUGUUUAGCCACAGCCAGCUGCCUCAUGUUUGGUAGGCAUGUUUUUGUAGUUUGAAAUAGGAUCAAAGCCAUAGGGUUUGAUAAAACCGUAAGUUAGGCUAAUUAUUAUUUAAUUGCUGACAGAACUUUUGCAAUAGUUUUUACACCUUAAUGGUUUAGAUAAUAAUAGGGCAGUGCAUUAUUUAAUUUCUCAUCAUUACAUUUCUUUGUUUCCUUGAAAUGGACUUUCUUAGUGUAUUGCUUUCUAA
Messenger RNA from Carya illinoinensis, 1408 nucleotides. Its product is annotated as keratin, type I cytoskeletal 9-like. Lineage: Eukaryota; Viridiplantae; Streptophyta; Magnoliopsida; Fagales; Juglandaceae. Gene Ontology annotation, molecular function: RNA binding. The transcript has 9 exons. The record is from RefSeq and is a predicted model, not a curated record. Bases 232 to 1038 code for a protein of 268 amino acids.